AUCAUCAACUCAUUAGCUAUAAUGACCAUAAUAUGAGAGUCAUGGCUGAUCAGAAAACUCGUAGAGCCUUUAUUGGCUUCUACAAUGUCGUUCAAAGCUGGUCGAAAGCAUUGUAUCAGCAACCAGCUCAAUAUGGAAAAGUUAUUCCAACAAGAAGAUUCACGACAUCUGCAGAUACAAAGGCAUCAGUCAAUACCCAACAAUCCAACAUUCACCCUCUAUCUGGUAUGUCGUUGCUCAUCGAUUCCCCAAUAGGCUUUCAUUGGCAAAAGAAUAUCGAUCAGCCUGGACGAAGUUUCCCAGUCAAGCAGCAAGAGUACAAGAGCAUACGAAUAGACCCGUACCGAAACGAAAUCUUGGAUACGAAAGCGAAGGUGUUGAAAAGGCUGAAGUCUAUGGUGAAAGAAGUGGAAAGUGGUCAGAUCAUUGAGCCAAUGUCAGCCGUUCUAGCUUCGUUGAUGCCAAUCUUGCAAGGUACCCAAAGCAAGGACACCUUAUUCAUCAAUCAGUCUCAAUUCGACAGAAUGAUUCGAUCAUUGACCAAUGUUGGUAGAUCGUAUGGAUCAGACUGGGAUCGCAUACAGCAAAAGCUGCCUCAAUCUCAAGUGAUCUGGAAGCCUUCGCAACUACUAUCCACUCACGACAUCAGAAAAGUACCCGUUCAGACAUUGGCAAUCUUUGCGGCUGUUUCUCUGUACGAUUUAGCGAAUGCAGUGAACAUUGUGCCUUCGACAAAUAGUGUGUCUUCACUUUUGCGUCUUCUUUCGAUCCACCUUGAACUGAAACCCUUCACACAAUGCUUAUCAUUGGUUCUUCUUCAACUCAGCGGUGUACCCUUUCACGAAGCACAAUUGAGGGCUGCUCAUGGAACAAUGACAUAUGAAGAUAUCGAUUGCAACGCAAUUCCUGCAAGCAUUGUAACUUCGGCUAUAGAUGGAUUCAGCAAUGUGGGAAGGCCAGAGCUGGGCGAGAAAUUUCUAUGUUGGUGGUCGAAUUCUAUUGCAAGGCUAGAAGGGCAUUCAGGGAAAGAGAAGAAAUCUAUGCGCAUGCCAGAUCUAUAUGGCGAAGCUGGAAAUCAAUUGGAAAUCUCACAUUGGGGUGAAAGUGAACAUCUUUGGACCGUAUUGGUUCGUGCAAGAGCAAAGGUAGGAGAUAUCGUUGGUGCAAGAUCUUGGCUGCAACACUAUAGGGAGUUCAGUACGGUUGAGACAAGAAGCCGAAAGCCUUACUCAGAAUACCUGAAAUGUUGCGCUUCUGCGAAAUCAGAAGAGAUACGUGCAUGUCUCAACAGACUGCCAUCGUGGGUACAAGAUUCUCCAUUAGGAUUCCAGCAGGCUCUCUUUCGUGACGCGCUGCAAAUGAUGGAGCAAGAUCAGGUUUCAGUAGAAGAGAAUCUCUUCGGAUUCGUGCUGAAUUAUCAGGUUGGUGUCAAAGAUCUUGAGUCCGCCGUAAGAUUAUUGGUGUAUGGAUAUGGUUCGGGUAUCGUCAAAAGCAAUACUCCAAGCAUUUUUAAAGCUAUCUUUCGAUUACACAAAAAUCAUGCUGUCAAAUUUGGAGGAAAAAGUAAGCCUUUUGAUUAUUGCGAACCGGGUGAAGUCGAUCGAGUGUUGCGCAAGAUUGGUCCGUUGAAUGAUUUACGUGGAAUGUUUUUAAAUUUUAUUUCCCGUACUCGCUUUCACAACAAAUGGGACUUGUAUUCUCGUGUAAAAGCUCUUGAUCAUGCAUUAGAGGCAAGUCUGGCUGUCGGAGAUCUUCCGCUUGCUUAUCUUGUUCAAGAAGUCGUUGCUUCAUUAAAGGCUCAAUUUGAUCCCAAAGUCAUCGGAACAGCCAUUUCAUGGCUAGGAAAGUGCAGGAGUGGGUUCGGGGGUGUACAUGACGAAGCCUACAGUUUCGCACCUGCAUCAUCCUUCUCUGCGGCAUUUGCAAAAACGCAAGAUCAGGCGAAUACAACAGCUUCAGCAUCCCCUUCUCAUCUCAGCAUGCUUAUCAAAGAUACUCUUUUGCGCAAUGUGCGCGAUUCUGUUCGAUCAAGGAACGGCAAUUGUGCGCCAUGGUUGGAAGAAAUACGUGGGAAAGUGGCAUCAAUCGACAAUCCAACAGAUGAGCAAAUCUUACGCAUUUGUGCUCAGCAGAUUCUGUUGGACAAGGAUGGAAAGAAUCGGAUCAAGCAAUUGGCGUAUCUAUUAUAGAAUUACAACUGUAUUGUAUGU
Meira miltonrushii is the source of this 2210-nucleotide messenger RNA. RefSeq lists its product as uncharacterized. The coding region runs from base 33 to 2189 and encodes 718 amino acids. Lineage: Eukaryota; Fungi; Basidiomycota; Exobasidiomycetes; Exobasidiales; Brachybasidiaceae. The record is from RefSeq and is a predicted model, not a curated record. The transcript has a single exon.